Aspergillus fumigatus Af293 is the source of this 1854-nucleotide messenger RNA. Its product is annotated as ribosome biogenesis protein Kri1. Gene Ontology annotation, biological process: endonucleolytic cleavage in ITS1 to separate SSU-rRNA from 5.8S rRNA and LSU-rRNA from tricistronic rRNA transcript (SSU-rRNA, 5.8S rRNA, LSU-rRNA). Gene Ontology annotation, cellular component: nucleolus; 90S preribosome. NCBI's taxonomy places the organism in Eukaryota, Fungi, Ascomycota, Eurotiomycetes, Eurotiales, Aspergillaceae. The record is from RefSeq and is a predicted model, not a curated record.
AUGGAGCCUCCAGCGAAGAAACCACGCAAGCUUCUUGACGAUGACAGCUCCAGCGAUUCGGGAGACGAAUCUGGCGGAGUUCCCAUCACCGAUCAGUCGGAGCCUGCCUUCAAGAUCAACGAAGAAUAUGCUCGCCGUUUUGAACACAACAAGAAAAGAGAAGAGUUGCAAAAAUUGGAGUCAAAAUUAGGAAAGACUUCAGCGCUCGGGAAACGCCAUGAUCGUGACGAAGAUGACUCCGACGAUUCGGAAGAGUCGUCGUCAGACGAAGAAGAAGACGAAGAUGGGGAAUUGGUAACGCCGGCCGUUGAUGCAGAAAUUAUGGCGACACUGAACGCAAUUCGCUCAAAAGAUCCUCGUGUCUACGACAAGAACACCAAAUUCUACACAGCCCUCGACGAAGAAGAAGAAAACGCAAACACGGGAAGUACAGAGAAAAAGCAAAAGCCCAUGACACUCCGGGACUACCAUCGGCAAAAUCUUCUUAGCGGUGCCAAUCUGGAAGAAGACGAUACCUCCGACACUCCGAAGACCUACGCUCAGGAACAAGAGGAACUAAAGAAUGCUAUUGUCAAAGAGAUGCACGCCACCGCUGAUCAAAAUGGUGAGGAUAAGGACGAGGAUGGGGGAUUCCUGAUUCCGAAAUCCACUACCAAGUCAGCCUCGGAACCCAAGGAGGAAAUUAAGCUGGACGUUGAGAAUGCGGACAAGGAUCCGGAGACCUUCCUCUCAAACUUUUUGUCUUCCAGGGCAUGGAUUCCAGCUGGUAGAUCCGAGCUGCAGCCUUUCGAGUCUGAGGAUGAGGAGGAGUUGGAGCGGGCAGAAGCCUUUGAGGAGGCAUACAACUUCCGCUUUGAAGACCCUAGCAAGCUGAACGCGACCCUGGUGACCCACGCUCGUGAUAAGACCAACCAACAGUCUGUUCGAAGAGAGGAAAAGAGUGCUAGAAAGAAGCAGCGUGAGGCUGAGCGCAAGCGAAAGGAGGAAGAGAAGAAGCAGCGGGAAGCUGAGAAAAACCGUCUUCGCAAAUUGAAGAUGGAAGAACUUCAGGAGAAGGUCAAAAAGAUCAAGGAAGUCGCUGGCUUACAAGCAUCUAAAUUUACCGAUGAGGACUGGGCACGCUUCUUGGACGAGGCUUGGGACGAUGACAAGUGGGAAGAGGAAAUGCAGAAACGGUUUGGCGAGGACUACUACGCCGAGGAAGACGCCUCUGGUACUGAUGGCGAGGGCAAGCGCAAGAAGAAACGUCCAAAGAAGCCUACAUGGGAUGAUGAUAUCGAUAUCAAAGAUCUGGUCCCUGAUUUUGAUGAGGAGGAACCCAAGCCGGCAUUGGAGGAUUCUGAUGUCGAGAUGGAGGAUGAUGCUGAAGACACGAACAAGAAGAGCAAAGCUCAAGAGAGGCGGGAUCAGAAGCGGGAAGCCCGCAAGGACCGCCUCCGCAUCGAGGAGGCAAUCGAUCGCAACCUAGAUCUCGACAUUUCUCUUCUACCUGGCGCCACCAAGAAGAACACGACUCGCUUCCGUUACCGCGAGACCUCGCCUCAAAGCUUCGGGUUGACCGCGCGGGACAUUCUUAUGGCUGAUGAUGCACAGCUGAACCAGUUUGCGGGUCUAAAGAAGCUCGCCUCCUUCCGUGACCCGGAGAAGAAACGCAGGGACCAGAAGAAACUCGGCAAGAAGGCUCGUCUGAGGCAAUGGCGCAAGGAAACCUUUGGCAAUGAGGAGGGUCCUGUCUUCAGCUUCGGCAGUGAAAAGCCUGUGGGUAAUGCGGAGCAAGCAGACGAUGGAGACAAAGUGGAUAUCCGGGAAGGGGAGCCCAGGAGGAAGAAGAGAAAGAGGUCCAAGAAGCAUUGA